Molecule: messenger RNA, 747 nt
Organism: Saccostrea cuccullata (small rock oyster)
Lineage: Eukaryota; Metazoa; Mollusca; Bivalvia; Ostreida; Ostreidae
Product: calmodulin-beta-like
Exons: 5
Coding region: 280-747 (155 amino acids)
Cellular component (GO): myosin II complex
Molecular function (GO): calcium ion binding
Source: RefSeq, a predicted model, not a curated record
UACGAUUUGUUCGACGUAUACAAUGCUGGGCAAAAAGAAAAGGAUUUGAAACAUUUAACUACGCAAACACUUUUUAUAGCACAACAACAAAGAUCACGUUAUUGAAACCAGAAAUAAACAUAACAAAUACGAAUAAAUUUGAUCAGGAUUAUGUACGUAAAGUCCACCAUGAUUUAUCUAUUCGGUUUUAUGGUUAAUUUUUGUUGUAUCACAGGCUGAAGGUAUGCUGCUGAUUCAAUGCAACGUAUACAGUCCAACUAAGAAGUCAUCGACAGAAACAUGGACAAGAUAUCCCAGAUAGAAAAUUUAACAGAAGAUAAAAUUGAAGAAUACAGAGAGGCAUUCAAACUUUUUGACAAAGACGGAAAUGGCUCAAUCACGACGGGGGAGUUGAUAACAAUACUAAAAAGACUGGGACAAAACCCCACAGACGCUGAAAUUAACGAAAUCGUCACGGAAGUGGAUGCCGACGGCAAUGGUGACAUUGACUUUCCCGAAUUUUUAUUACUGAUGUCAAAGAGGGAAAAAGAAGAGGAAACAGAUGACGAUUUGUUAGAGGCUUUCCGAGUGUUUGAUCGGGAUGGCGAUGGACACAUCAGCACAACAGAACUACGAAUGGUGAUGUUGAAUCUCGGGGAGAAAAUGAGCGAGGAAGAGGUGGAGAACAUGAUGAAAGAGGCAGAUGAAGAUGGCGAUGGCCAAGUGAAUUACCAAGAAUUCGUCAAGAUGAUGACAAACAGGCAGUAA